Messenger RNA from Ceraceosorus bombacis, 5615 nucleotides. NCBI's taxonomy places the organism in Eukaryota, Fungi, Basidiomycota, Exobasidiomycetes, Ceraceosorales, Ceraceosoraceae. The record is from the annotation of a GenBank genome assembly.
AUGGCCUCUCUGAGCUGUGCCGCAACGUGGGUGAGUGCAUCCUGGUCUCGAGGAAUAGCAGACUCCCGCCUCUGAUAGCGACAGCUAAGUCCUCACCCUUUGUAGCUGCUCGUUCUUUCUCUUCUCCUCUUACGACCGCCCAAAACACCUCCGCUGGCGGCAUCUUUGCUUCUAUUGCUGCACAUCCUUCUUCCUCUAAGGCGCAUCUUGGAUCAUCUCCCAGCGCUGCUCAGCGACCGCUCCACUCUCGCAGCAUCUGACGUUGUGCCACCACUUCUGGACGCGAUAUUGACAGGAGUCUGCUUAUUUCUCAUUCUCUCAAUGCCCACUGCGCCAGGUGGAUGGGAUGGGCAGGUGCCGAUGUGCGAGAGGCAGCGAUUGGUCGACGACGUAGUCACACCCGAGACUGAGAAUAUCAAAGAGAGCUACGAGGUGAGUGCAAAAUUCACCGCGCUCCACAUCAUCCACUCACAUCACUGAUUGCACUCCUGCCAGGCCUCUCCGACUACGCCAGAGGACUAUUGUUCCUUGUACCAGUCCCUGACGUACACUUGGAUGGCGCCUUUGCAGAAGCUAGCCCUGUCCAGACCUCUUCUACCCACAGACAUUUGGAGGUUGAGAAGCGUCAACGACGUGUCGAUUCUGUAUCGCAAGUUCAGUGCUCUGCUCGCAUCCAGGCAAGGUUCCUCUACGCGCAGACUCAUCUCGGCGCUCCUCUCCGCCAACAAGCGGGACAUUGUCUGCGAUGCUCUAUGGAAAGUCAUCAGCGUAUCUUUGGCUUAUGCUGGGCCCGCACUCAUGCGUCGCAUCCUCGAAGCUCUUACAGCUGCGGCACAAGAAAAUCGACAAGCACUUUCGGAAGGUCAAAAGAUGGGCGCUGGCUUGCCCAUAGAAUGGACACCAAGAAGCCUGGCACUUGCUCUAGCUAUCGCCACGCUCUUUGCAACUGCAGCGCAGUACGUCGCCCAGGUCAGAUCGUACCACAAUGCCAGACAGGUGGGGUUGAGAAUCCGCAUCACGCUCGUCAUGGCCUUGCUCGAAAAAGCCUUGAAGAGGAGGGACCUGAGCGGAGCACAAGAAGAGGUGACGGGAGCUCCUGCACAGAACAAAAACGAACGUACACCUCUGAAAGGUGCCAGCGAACGCAAAGGAGCUAUCAAAGCGCAACAGGCUAUAAAGGAGAGCAGGGCAGAUGUGGGAAAGGUGGUCAAUAUGAUCGGUACGGACAUCAACACCUUGCUUCGGCUGGGCUGCGAUGCGCAUCAAUUGUACGGUGCACCUAUGGAAACUGUCCUUGCUACCCUUCUACUCUAUCGACUGAUGGGUUGGGCAUCACUCGCCGGAGCUGCGCUCUUGAUACUCGUGUUGCCCAUCAACCAUCUGAUGGGUAGAGUAGCGAUCAGAGUGCAAAGACGUUGGCGUACCGCGACGGACAAGAGGAUUUCCCUUGUAGCUUCUGUGCUGACGAACAUCAAAUUCGUCAAGCAACAAGGCGUGGAAGCCAGAUGGAGAGACCGGAUACUGCUGGCGAGAAACGACGAGUUGAAUGCGCUCAUCAGAGUCAGAUUGCUGGAUUUGGCCUUCAUCGCUCUGUGGCUAGUGACGCCCAUCGCUGUCACUUUAACUUCCAUCUACUGCUACACUUAUGUACAGGGCAAUCAGCUUACUGUGCCAGGUGAGUGUGUCGCACUGGGACCAAAAUUCACGGAAAGUCUUGGUAUCUGAGAACUUUGGCACCGCCUCUCCAGUCGCUUUCACCGCUAUUACGCUCUUCGCCAUGCUUCGAACUGUGAGUGAUGAGGUCUCUCCUUGCUCGUGGCGCUUUUGGACUCACCUUGUACGACCUCUCGCUUCAAGCCUUUGAACGUGAUUCCCACUUUUGUCAGCGUCUUCAUCAACAGUGCGAUUGCAGUCUCUCGCAUUGCAGCCUUUCUGGACGAGGAAGAGGUGGAGGUCAUGAUUUCGGGAUUGAAAUGCAGUCCCGGCAUGCGUACGCCUAGCUCGCUCGACAUCUCCACUGCGACUUCUGCUCUUCGGAUCGAGGGACCUGCUGCGUUCGUCUGGCACAGACCCAAAUUGGACGCCUCAUCCGCCAUGUUCACCCUGCAGCUUCCUACGCUCGACUUUCCACCUGCUGGGCUCUGUGUCGUGUCUGGUCCGACGGCCUCUGGGAAAUCGACGCUUUUGCACUCCCUGCUUGGGGAGACGAUCUGUCUGAGUGGUAAGCUGGUUCUGAACAAGUUUGUUGAUGGACGUCGCAGCGAUGUUUCGUAUGCUGGACAAUCGCCUUGGCUGCAGGCUGGGCUUUCCGUACGACAGGUGAGCAGAAUCGACGUCUCUUUGAAAGUGAUCCCGAUAGUCUGCUCACUUUCGAUCCUAUUCAUCGGCGAUACGGAACCUCAGAAUAUCCUGUAUAUCACACCUUACGACGCUGUGCGGUACGAAACGAUCUUGAAGGCGUGCGCACUUGUAGAAGACCUCCAGGAGAUGAAGGAUGGCGACGCCACCAGGAUCGCAGCAGGAACAUUAUCCGGCGGUCAAAAAGCAAGAGUGUGCCUCGCACGCGCGCUGUACGCUCGCACGAGCACCAUCAUUCUGGAUGACGUCCUUUCGGCCGUCGAUGCACGCGUUCAGAAACACCUCAUACACCACGCUCUGACGGCACCGAUCGCGCGAGGGCGCAGGAUUGUGCUGGCUACCCAUCACGAGCAUCUGGUCCUGCCUCAUGCUGUAACACACCUCCAGCUGCGCGAGGGCAAGGUGACGAGCUUUGAGCAUCUUUCGCCUGCCGAAGGCUCCGGCAGCUCCGUGGCAACGAAGAGCGAGACAGGCGGUUCAGAAGCCGAAGCGAGCGCGACUGGUACCAAGGGAUCGUCUAGCGGACUGUCCGCCACAGCUACGCCGGGAGGAUCGGACCAAGAAAGGGCCGAUGCACGGGAUACGGCAGAGCUUUUAUACGAGCUGGAGGGUAGAAGACAAGGCGGAGUGCAGUGGACAUUGCUGAAAGUCUAUGCUGGCGCGGCUCCUCCUCUUCCCUGGGUCGUGGUCAUCACGUUUCACGUCCUUGCACGCUUUGCAACUGCUGGCGAGCAGUACUGGCUCAAAGUCUGGGGCGAAUCAGCGGCCAGAUUGACCGACCACCUUGAUCUGGCUGCGUUAUAUACCGCCUCAGCUUUCCCACCCGCCAGUGGCCAUCAGGCUUUCUACCUACUGGGAUAUGGCGGGAUUGGAUUGUCCAUCAUCACCUUUGUCCUGCUCAGCAGAUUCUCUUUCAUCUUUGCUCAGCAACAGGCGUCUCGCAAAAUCUUCAAAGCGCUCUUGUCCAACCUGAUCAGGGCGCCUAUGAGCUGGUGGGAUGCCAAUCCCUUUGGAAGAGUAGCGCAACGAUUGGGAGCGGAUUUUUCCGUUGUGGACACGGACUUGCCCAGCACUUCUCUGAGCAUCUUUGAGCAUACUUCGGCGCUCUCGACCUACAUCAUCAUCUGCACGUAAGUCGCGACCGCGUCUGCGCGGCAUGAUCUCGCUUCAAGCCUUUGACCAUGCGGCAAUGCUUGCUCUCCAGGGCCAUCGUACCGUGGCUGCUGCUACCGUCUGCGCUGCUCUUCAUUCUCGGACCCUGGGCCGUUCGCGGAUUCUUGGCAGCUUCUCGCGACAUGCAAAGAGUGGAGAGCACAUCGACAUCCCCCAUGUACGACUCGUUCUUCUCAGUCAUGCAGGGCAUCGUCACCAUUCGGGCGUUUGGAGCCGAGGCUUGUACCCUCGAGGGCAUGGGCGAUAUCACUGCGAGAACGAUGGCGCAGUGGUGGGGUAAGUCAGGUUUGUGCGUGCCUUUGCACCGAAAUUGCUGAUAGGCUCGAGUCCUCGUGCAGCUCUUGCGACUCACGACGUUUGGCUGAGGUAUGUGCGCCGGUGCCAUCGAAGCAUUGCUCGGUGCGUGCAGUCUCACUAGACAGCUUCCAUCUUGUCCCCUGUACAGCUUUCGUUGUCAAGUGCUUGGAGGCGUUGCGGUCUUCGUAGCUUCCGUGGCUGCUAUCACCGGCGCAGUAUCUCCAGGCUCCGCAGGGAUGGUCAUGGUUCGUUCCCCCCCGCUGCGUCUGUGUUUCCUGCUCACGCCUGAUUCAGAUCUCGACUCUGGGCCCAUUCGUAGUCCUCUGCCGCGCUCAUCACACAGCGCUGCUUGUACAUUGCGUCGGAGUCGAAAAAUCUCGUCAACAAUAUGAACAGCUUGGAGAGAAUCGUAGAGUACCGAGACGUCGUGAGUGGAGAAUGUCUCGCAGGCAAGAUAGACAAGCGCAAGCUGAGUCGAAGGGAUUGUUUGCUCAUGCUUCCUCAGGGCAAGGAAGCACCCGCUAUUCUGGACGAUCAAAGGCCGCCUGCUGCGUGGCCGAGUCCUCAGGCGGACAUCAAAGUAGAAGACCUGGCGAUGCGGUGUGUAUCGACAAACACGUCCAGACACUACCGACACUGCAGCUCACUGACAAAGGUCUGUCCUCCUAGGUACCGCCCAAAGCUGCCGCUCGUACUGAAAGGUAUCAGCUUUGACGUCAAGCCGCGCGAAAAAGUGGGUGCCUCACUCGUGCAACAGCUCCGCUUUCGAUGCAUCAGCCACUGACUGGGUGAGGAUUCUUUGAUGUGCUCGCCCAUGCAGAUCGGAGUCGUGGGAAGAACAGGCAGUGGCAAGACGUCGCUGAUGGGAUGCUUCCUGCGCAUGACUCCAUUUGAAGGUCAAAUAGCAAUAGAAGGCCUGAAUAUUUCCUCGAUCGGUCUAGACGAUCUACGACAACGCAUAGCCGUCGUGCCGCAGGAUCCCGUCCUUUUUGGACAAGAGACUGUGCGCAGCAAUCUAGAUCCCUUCAACGAGCACACGGAUGCAGAGAUGAUCCACGCGCUCGUUCGCGUCAAGCUGGACGUGAUCAGCAAAUCGCCCACCGGUACCGAUGGGUACGGAUCUACGCUUACUUCCAACAGCAUCUCUCUCGAUACACCAGUCUCGGCCGGCGGCGCCAACUUCAGUGCUGGUCAGGCGCAGCUAUUAUGCCUCGCAAGAGCGUGAGUCUUGACUUGCUUCACGCCUGCCUCUCGUGCUAGAUUCACAUUGUCGGAUCAGAUGAGAUUGAUUCUUGCAUCGCAUCCCUCUUCUUCCUCGCGAAAAAGAUUGCUGCGCGGGUCGCAAAUCGUCCUGUUGGACGAAGCUACGUCUAAUACAGAUCACGAGGUGAGCAAGAGGGAGAGAGUUUUUUUUUUGUCUUUUGUUGGGGAGGGCGUUGGCUAGCCUUGCCUUAUGCUUUUCUUCGUCUACCAACAACAGACCGACGCUGCUGUGCAGCAGGUCAUACGAACGCAGCUGUCAGAUCGUAUCGUCAUCACCGUCGCUCAUCGUAUAAGGACAAUUAUGGAUUGUGAGUGCGCAGUACGACUCGUCUGGCUCAUCCGAAGCGCCGCCACGCGCUUACGCGCAAAAAGGUUACCCACCCCUUCUCUCUUUGUCUGAUCCUACAGACGACCGCAUCUUGGUCAUGUCACACGGCUCCAUCUUGGAGUUCGACACUCCUUCGAACCUGUUGGCAAAGAAAGACGGCGCUUUCCGCAAAAUGGCAGAUGCGGACACGAUCUGA